AUGGUAUACUUGGUGUGAAGGAGGCUGAAAGUUCNCCCCCCCAGUUGAUUAUGACCAUGCUCUCUGCCUUCUUGAAAUACAGAGAAGUGAAUAGAAAAACUUACAUUGAAUUUUGUUGAUAACAUACUGGAAUUGUAAUUCUCUUACAAUUUUAAUUUUUCUGUUUAUUUAUGAGAUUCUAAAUCAUUUGGGUUAUAAGAUUUGGUGACUGACUUUAUUUGUGUUCUUACAGUUACUCGCUAUCUAAUUUCCACAAUGUUUUGGUAAAUUCAAAAAUUGAGAUGUGUAAAGCAUCCAAGAAAGGCCAAAGAACUGACGACAAUGAGCAUUUUGAGACUCCUAAGGAAUCGCAAGUUCUCCUAAUCUUACAAAAGAUUCAUUUGUGCAAAGAAAUUUGAAUUAAGAAUAUUUAUUUAAAAAAAUAUUUCCUUUUUUGGUUACACUUAACAUUUUGUUACUAUAUUUUAUAAAAAAAGACACAUUUUUUGCUUGUGAUGAUUUUAAAAGUCUAGGCAACAAACCUUUUUUUGUGGAACCAAACAAUGUAUAGUUUAAUAUUAUCAUCUCUUGUGCAUUUGCAAAUUAUUUUACAACCAUAAAGCAAAGGGGAAAAAAAAAAAAAAAAUCUGAGGAGACUUGUGCCUUGGUCUUAAAAAAUGUAAUAUUUUCCUCAGUUUUCAAAUGAGGUGCUCAAUAAAACAAAUUAAUUCUUCCUUGUAAAAAACAUAGUAUGUGAAUACGUAUUGGCAGAUUUCUGCUGUUUCAGUAAAUAUAUUUUCUUCUGUGUACUCAAAAGUUCUCAUAAGUUAAGCACAAAAGUUCUAGGCAUUUCUUCUAGAAUAUUCAUGUCAAUGUAUGUUCUUUCUGUACACACUUUGGCAUUUCCUUUCAGAGCUAAUCAUAUUGAUCCAGAGCGUCAUUUAGUACAAUUUGUGUUUUGAAACUUUCUCAUUUCUCAUUAGAAGAAACAUUUAUUAAAUUAGAUAUAAGCAGAAAAACAGCAUUGCUUGAAACAGUGUAAACUCUGUAAAAGGAAGAGGAAAAAAUGUAUUACAAAAAAAUCUCCCUAGGUCUUCCUACAAUUUUGUGGAUUUAUCUUAAAUGCCCAUGAUCUAUUGAGGUAACCUAUGUAUUAAUAUGCAUCAACAAAACUGUCAUGAAAGGAAAUGCCUGCUCUGGCCCUAAAGUUUUUUUUAUAAAAAGUUAUCUUGUUUUUAUUUUACAAUAUAUCUGAUAUUUUCUCUUGUUUACAAAUGACUUUAUUUUAUUUCAACAGAGCUGGAUAGUUCCAGAUUGCAGAGGAGAAGAAAUGAUUUCUAUAAAUAUUUUAUACAGCAUGGAAAUUACUUUUGUCAUUUUUGUUGAUAUUGUUUCAUUUUUGUUAUAAUUUGACUAUUUUCUCCUUUUCCCCUGUUAACUUCCUAACCCAUGUUUUUGUUAUUUGAUAUAACGAAUUAGUAAAGAAGUCAAGAAAUAAUUUUGGCCCUCCUUUGUUACAAAAAAAUGUUCUCAGUAAAGCUGAUUUGAAGAGUUCAAUCUUCUUCCUCAUGUUAACAUAAUUUCAUAACUAUAAUAAAUGAUCUUCCUUUAGAAAUAUUUUUGCAUAUGCAAAAAUUCUACCUUCAACAUUUUACAGUUCUUUAAUAACUUAGAUUUUCUCUAAGAUAUUUCUUGUGAAGUUGCUUGAGUAAAUCAAAUAUACACAAUUUUACAUGCACCGAUUGUGAAGAGAGAACAUGAAACCUUAUUCUCUGAAUGUUUAGCUAAAAAUUCUGAAAGUUUCUUAUCUUUCAUUAAUUUUUUCCAAGUUUACUUUUUUUGAUUAGAAUAGGAAUUUCAAUGAAGCUUUAAACUUUCAGAAGCCAAUUAUUGAGUUUCAUGUGCAGUGAUAUGAACCUUGCAUUCAUCUAACCAAUAUUCUCUUCCCUGGCAACGCACACAGUUGUUCUUGGGAGUGGUGUUAUCAGCUGUCGUGAUCGUCACAGGAUGCUUUUCAUACUACCAAGAAGCCAAGUCCUCUGCGAUCAUGGAAUCCUUUAAGCACAUGGUUCCUCAGUUGUACCUGGGCAUAGUGCUGGCUGCUGUCGUCAUCGUCACUGGUGUCUUCUCGUAUUACCAAGAGAGCAAGAGCUCCAAAAUUAUGGAAUCGUUCAAAAACAUGGUGCCUCAGUUUGCAACAGUGCUUCGAGAAGGUGAAAAACUCACACUUCGUGCUGAAGACAUUGUGCUGGGAGAUGUUGUGGAAGUCAAAUUUGGUGACCGCAUCCCCGCUGAUAUCCGUAUCAUUGAAUCUCGAGGCUUCAAGGUAGACAACUCCUCAUUGACGGGAGAAUCUGAACCUCAGAGCCGUGGACCGGACUUCACUCAUGAAAACCCUCUGGAAACAAAGAAUUUGGCAUUCUUCUCUACCAAUGCUGUAGAAGGUACUGCUAAGGGUGUGGUCAUCAGCUGUGGAGACAACACUGUAAUGGGUCGUAUUGCUGGUUUGGCAUCAGGUUUGGACACUGGUGAGACACCUAUUGCAAAGGAAAUUCACCACUUCAUCCACCUUAUCACUGGUGUGGCUGUAUUUCUUGGUGUAACCUUCUUCCUCAUUGCCUUCAUCUUGGGAUACCAUUGGCUGGAUGCUGUCAUUUUCUUGAUUGGUAUCAUUGUAGCCAAUGUGCCUGAAGGUUUGCUAGCCACUGUAACUGUGUGUCUCACCCUUACUGCCAAGCGAAUGGCAUCAAAGAACUGCUUGGUCAAGAACUUGGAAGCUGUAGAAACUCUGGGCUCCACAUCAACCAUCUGCUCAGAUAAGACUGGUACCCUGACACAAAACCGUAUGACUGUUGCUCACAUGUGGUUUGACAACCAAAUUAUUGAGGCAGAUACCACUGAAGAUCAGUCUGGUGUGCAGUAUGAUAGGACAAGCCCUGGAUUUAAAGCUUUGGCUCGUAUUGCUACUCUUUGCAACCGCGCAGAAUUCAAGCCUGGCCAGGAUGGAGUAUCUAUUCUGAAGAAGGAAGUGAAUGGUGAUGCUUCUGAAGCUGCUUUGCUGAAAUGUAUGGAACUUGCUCUUGGUGACGUUAUGUCUAUUCGAGCUCGCAACAAGAAAGUGUGUGAAAUUCCCUUUAACUCCACCAACAAGUACCAGGUUUCCAUUCAUGAAACGGAAGAUGCAAAUGAUCCUCGCCAUCUGAUGGUGAUGAAGGGAGCUCCUGAGAGGAUUUUGGAUCGUUGCUCAAGCAUUUUCAUUGGUGGAAAGGAAAAAGUGUUGGAUGAGGAAAUGAAAGAAGCAUUCAACAAUGCUUAUCUUGAACUUGGUGGUCUUGGAGAGCGAGUGUUGGGUUUCUGUGACUUUAUGCUGCCUUCUGACAAGUACCCUGUUGGCUUCAAGUUUGACGGUGAAGACCCUAACUUCCCCCUGAAGGACCUUCGUUUUGUGGGACUCAUGUCUAUGAUUGAUCCUCCUCGUGCUGCUGUGCCUGAUGCUGUUGCCAAAUGUCGAUCUGCUGGUAUCAAGGUCAUCAUGGUUACUGGUGAUCAUCCUAUCACUGCCAAAGCUAUUGCUAAGUCUGUCGGUAUAAUCUCAGAAGGUAAUGAGACUGUAGAAGAUAUUGCGCAGCGUUUGAACAUCCCUGUCUCAGAAGUAAACCCUCGAGAAGCUAAGGCUGCUGUAAUCGUGUUCGCCCGUACUUCUCCUCAACAGAAACUAAUUAUUGUAGAAGGUUGCCAGCGAAUGGGUGCUAUUGUAGCUGUGACUGGUGAUGGUGUGAAUGAUUCCCCUGCCUUGAAGAAAGCAGAUAUUGGUGUUGCUAUGGGUAUUGCUGGUUCUGAUGUAUCUAAGCAAGCUGCUGACAUGAUUUUGCUGGAUGACAACUUUGCUUCUAUUGUAACUGGUGUAGAAGAAGGAAGAUUGAUUUUUGACAACCUGAAGAAAUCCAUUGCCUACACUCUGACGUCUAACAUUCCUGAGAUCUCCCCCUUCUUGGCUUUCAUCCUCUGUGACAUUCCCCUGCCCCUGGGCACUGUCACUAUUUUGUGCAUUGAUUUGGGAACUGACAUGGUCCCUGCCAUUUCCCUGGCCUAUGAAGAAGCUGAGUCAGAUAUCAUGAAGCGUCAGCCUCGAAAUCCUUUCACAGAUAAACUCGUAAACGAAAGGUUGAUCUCGAUGGCAUAUGGACAAAUUGGCAUGAUCCAGGCAGCUGCUGGAUUCUUUGUCUACUUUGUCAUCAUGGCAGAGAAUGGUUUCUUGCCACUCACACUGUUUGGCAUCCGAAAACAUUGGGAUUCCAAGGCUGUUAAUGAUCUAACUGAUUCUUAUGGCCAAGAAUGGACCUACCGUGACCGGAAGAAGUUGGAGUACACUUGCCACACUGCUUUCUUCGUGACUAUUGUUAUUGUACAAUGGGCUGAUUUGAUCAUUUGCAAAACUCGACGAAACUCCAUCAUCCACCAGGGAAUGAGGAACUGGGCUCUGAAUUUUGGUCUUGUGUUUGAAACUGCUCUUGCUGCAUUUUUGUCCUACUGCCCAGGAAUGGACAAAGGCCUUAGGAUGUACCCUCUGAAGUUUGUGUGGUGGCUCCCUGGUCUGCCCUUCAUGGUUUCCAUCUUCAUCUAUGAUGAAGUUCGACGCUUCUACCUUCGUCGAAACCCUGGAGGUUGGCUGGAGCAAGAAACAUACUAUUAAGCGGCUGUGGGCUGCUGGGCAAACAAGCAGGCCAAGUGGGUGCACGCUGCGAUGGGCAACGGGUCCCCAGACUCUAGUGAUGGUUGUUCUGUGUCCAUCUUCAAAGUCAUAGCAACAGCAGCAACAGCAGCAGCAGCAGCAGCAUUCUACUAGGAACUCUUGGGCACCGAAAUCGUUAUUUCUCAAAAUUGAAAAUAAAAAUGAAUAAAAAACGCUUCAAGGAGCCACGUUUUAGUAGGCAACCGCUAGGAUGGAGUGGACAGACUGCCAUGCCCAUUCGCGGAAGACGGGCACCGGGCGGUGGAAGCCGCUGUAGGACCUUGUGUAGACAGCUAGUGCAAACCCAAUGCUACUGGUACACCCAUGAAGCAUUUUUUGCUAGACUGUUUCAUCAUGAAGUAUUUUAUGAAAUAAGAGUAAAAAAAUUGGUUGUUAUAACUGCAAGAUGUAUAUGAUUCUGCUGUUAAAUCUACACUUCUAACUUGUUUUAGUUUGUUUAGAUCAGGGUUCUAACUACACUGUUGAGGUUGUCAUGCAGGGCAGGGAGCAGAGCCUCCUGUGGGCGGGUCUGGGGUGUUAUUGGAUGACGGGUCAGGGACAGGCUCUCUUAGUGUUCAACUUUGAGAGUCUUAGCCCUGCCCCGUCUCCAGCCGGACGGGUGAGGACAUCACUAGCAAUGCAUUUGUAAAGAAAGAAAACACCUCGACAUUUUUGUUCUGUUUUUGUUUUUGGAAAAAAAAAUGGAAUAGGCAAAAAAAAAAAGCAAAUGAAAUUUGAAUGUUUUGGGAUAAGAGCGAGUAAAUACCGUAUAAUUAUAGAUAUAUAUUAAGAUUAUAUAAACACCUACAUACACAGAGAAAAUGUUCAUUUAUUAUAGAGUUGUAUGUUGGAAAGUUUUAAAAAGAUAUAAAAAUUUUGAAAAAAAAAAAAGAAGGAAAAUCUGUCACCAAUGUAAACAAUUAAAUGUACUGCCUUGUACAAACUCAGUACAACCAAUUCAUCAGCAUGAAUGCAAGCUGGCGAGCAAGUGUGUGUACUGGCAGCCUUGAACUGAAGGUUGCUCUAACUGCUUGCUGUGUAGCCACUCAGUGUCGAGCCCUUCAGCCAUUGCGCGCGAGUCUGUAGUCGGAGACGACAUUCCAGAGUUCAGAACAGUUGCCUUAAUGGAAGGUGUUUCAUGGUAUAGAGCACACACACGCAUGCAUCAACACUCACAACACUUCAUACAACAACAACGUUCAUGUAAAAGUGUAUCAGCUUUAUUAUAUGAGUUUCUUAAAAUUUUGUUUUCCAAGCUUGGUGUGAACUGGCCCUGUCUGUUGCAUUUCAAGUUGUUGAAACAAAGCAACUAAGUCCAUCAACAUAUUAAAUGUAAAUUCCCUUGCUGAAGACUGUAAGUUAUCUAGUAUUUUUCUUUCUUCUUUCAAAAUAUGUAACAUACCUAGAGUCAUGAGUUUUAGAGUAGCAAUCACAGACAAGGUGUAUGGAAUGAGCCACAGUAUACAUAGCAAACAAGUCCCAUGCUUGAGCAACUGGAUAUGUAGACCUAGAUGUGCAGUAGGUUAGUGUUGCCGUGUUGUUAAAACAAAAGGUCAUUACACAAAUCUUACAUUUGGUCUUUGUUAUUGCUGGGGACAGGGGGGUAUGGGGUGCGGCGGGGCUGCACAGACCCCCGCCCAGCCCCUCCCAGCUGGCUGCAGAAGCAGGCUGGAAAGUUGCUUCUAACGGUUUUAAUUAUUAUACAUUGUAAAUAUUUUAAAUAAUAACUAUCCCUCUUGUUUCCUUCUUGUUUCAUUCUGACUUUCCGUCUUUUUCUGCAAGCUAGCGACAACUGUAAAAACAAGCAACCAAGUGUCAAAAGUUUGGGUGUUAAUAAAAUAAAUAAAUAAACAAAAGAUCUUAAACAUACAGAGUUGAAUAUAUUCAUUGUUUGGAAGUAGUAACCAAAUACUAAAACACUGCAAUUUAACUUGUUCAUAAUAGCAGAGCUUCACCUCAACAUCUUCAGCCUGAUUCCUGUGUUCUGGUGUGAUGCUUUGGGGCCAUGUAGCUAAAUAUUUUAUAUGAAAUUCUGAUAAAUGAUAAAAACAGUAGACAAUAACCAGAGUUUUUGAAAGGUUCAAGAUUAAAUUUUUAGUUAGGAAUGUUGUGCUGAACAUUUUCAAUUUCUUGGGCAGGAAAGUUUUCUUGUAAUGUGGCAUGUUAGAAGUUCUGAGUAAAGACAUUUCUUAAAAGUUACUUAUUAAUGGGGAUCUGCCAUGCUGUUUGGUUGAGUAACUGGGCUGGAACCUUAGGUGGAUGAAGCACCUAUUGGCAGUAAUUCAUUCACUGGUUGUGAGGCUAUCUGAACAUGCAAACUGGAGGAAGAUUCCAGUUGCCAGGCACUGCUAUUUCACAAUUCAUUCACUUCUAGGAUUAGGUAGUCCUGAUAGGGUCAAGUAGGGGUCUUUGUGAGCACAAUACAAUCCUGCCAGCAUAUGCUUGUGAGCAGCAGCCAGUGAGAGUGCCCGUUCUCUCCAUGCAGACUGCUGCAAGCUUGGGCUAGCCUGGAACAUGCUGCCCACUCAUCUGAAACUAGGUUGGCUUUUUCUCUCACAGAGUACAAUGUUUUACAGUAUUAAUCGCGAGUGUUCACAGGGCCAAAGUAUAAUUGUUUCACAGAUUUCAUAAACCUAGCAAUUUGCUUUGUGCAGGUUAUUAUAACCAAUAAAAUAUUUUAUGUAUAAGCAAGUGAAGCCAUCCCCACACCUUAAUACAAUAUUAUUUUUAACAGAAAGUUCUUGUUUUGAAAUUUAAGGGUAUCAAGCCCAUAUGUAAUUCUAGACAAGCUUGUGUGUCCCACACCGCUACAAGUGUGGUGGCUAAGUUAGAGCCCCGGUACGAUUGUUAGAAGCUAAAGAUCAUUUUAAUGAUGUUUGAAGUUUUUUCAUUAUGAAUAUUUAACAGUUUCAUCAUUAUAUGAUGUAGUACAGAAUAUUUUUUUAAUAUUAUUUCUUGUUUCC
Molecule: messenger RNA, 7674 nt
Organism: Gryllus bimaculatus (two-spotted cricket)
Lineage: Eukaryota; Metazoa; Arthropoda; Insecta; Orthoptera; Gryllidae
Source: the annotation of a GenBank genome assembly